GUGAGGCGAGGGAUUUAAAUAUGAGGUAGAGUUCUGAGCGCGCACAACUCGUCUCUGUCUCUUUAUAUACUCAAGCUAUCAUAAUGCAUUGGGCUAUUAGCUCUCUGGCUGUGGGAUUUUUCACCCUGUUUGUCCUUCAGAGGAAGUUAUAUCCUUACUUUUGGGCUGACUUGAUGUACUACGCGAGACUCCGUCGCGUCGGGAGGUCGAUGAUGGCGAGGAUGAAGCGCGGUGUCGUCACGUAUCUCCAGAACUUUGAGCUUCAGGCAAAAAGGAGUCCAGAUAAAGCCUUUAUCGUGUGUGAGGAUCAGAUCUUUACAUACAGAGAUGUGGACGAGAGGAGUAACAGAUUCGCACACGUGUUUCAGGCUCAUUGCGAAUUGAAAUGUGGAGAUGUUGUGGCUCUUCUCAUGAAGAAUGAGGCGGAUUUCAUCAGUGUUUGGUUCGGACUCUGUAAAUUGGGCUGUGAGGUCGCGUUUCUUAACUUUAACCUCAAACCUCAGUCCAUCCAUCACUGUCUGCGCAGCUGUGCAGCCAAAGCAGUCGUCAUCAGUUCAGAGCUGAUGGGAUCUGUAGAUAAAUUGCUGCGGAUGCUGACAGAUCAUAGCGUUGAUGUUUGGGUGGUAGCGGACGUCUCCUCACAUCAGGAUGUCAGGACACUGUUGGAUAAGGUGGAAGUCGCCUCUCCAGAGAAGCCCCUGGUUAACAUCCCUCAGACAAACCUCUUAUCCAACUUCUUAUUUGUCUUUACAUCAGGCACUACAGGACUGCCGAAAGCAGCUCGUAUCAGUCACAUUAAGGCUGUCAUGUGUAUGGCGUUUCUACGCAUGUGUGGAGCGCGUGCAGAUGAUAAAGUCUAUCUGACGCUACCGCUCUAUCACAUGUCCGCAUCACUGCUCGGGAUCGGAGGAUGCAUCGAUCUUGGGGCGACUUGUGUUUUGAAGAAGAAGUUCUCUGCCAGUCAGUUUUGGAAGGACUGUCUGAAGUAUGACGUUACUGUGUUUCAGUAUAUUGGAGAACUCUGUCGAUAUUUGGUCAAUCAACCAAAGACUAAAGAGGAAGCAGUUCAUAGCGUUCGUCUCGCUGCAGGAAGCGGUCUUAGAGCUGACGUUUGGAGAGAUUUUAUCCGGCGGUUUGGGAAAGUCCAGAUCCGUGAAUCUUACGGUCUAACAGAGGCCAGUAUUGGCUUUGUGAAUUACACAGAUGAAAUUGGGCCCAUUGGACGUGCCAGUUAUUUCAAUAAACUCAGUUUGCCAUUUGAGUUUUUAAGAUGUGAUCCACAAACAUAUGAGCCUGUACGGACAGAUGCAGGUCGCUGUAUUAAGGCCAGUAAAGGAGAAACUGGGUUAUUAGUUGCUCCAGUGACGUUCACAAACCCGUUUCUGGGUUAUGCUGGAGAAAAAGCUCUGUCAGAGAAGAAACUCCUACGAGAUGUCUUUAAGAAAGGAGAUGUUUACUUCAACACAGGAGAUCUUAUGCUUCAGGACCACAGAGACUUUGUUUACUUUAAAGACAGGAUUGGAGACACAUUCAGGUGGAAAGGAGAAAAUGUCUCAACCAUGGAGGUUUCAGAGGUGUUGGGUUGUCUGGAGUUUCUGGAGGAUAUCAGUGUUUAUGGAGUCACUGUACCAGGAUAUGAGGGUCGGGUUGGAAUGGCUGCUGUUGUGUUAAAGGAUGGUCAGGAUUUGGAUGGAGAUAGAUUGUAUGUUCAUCUUCUCCACACUCUUCCUCCGUACGCCUGGCCGUGGUUUCUACGAGUUCAGACUUCCUUAGACGUGACGGAUACGUUCAAGCAGAGGAAGGGAACGCUGGUGGAGCAGGGCUUCAGUCCGGAGACCGUUCAACAGGCGCUUUACUUCCUGGACACAUCCGUGAAAGACUACAUCCCAUUGACUGUACCACUGUACCAAGACAUCAUAUCAGGGAAGAUAAGACUUUAGAGACAAAGAAAGCAACUGAAUACACCUCCAUUCCCUACAGUAACAUCUCAUCUACACUACAAAUACAUGUGAAUGUUGGUAUAAACAAUUACAGAUGGUGAAUAUUCAUCUUUUCGACUUAAUAGAACAAUAUUAGUUCUUAAUAGAAAAAAAUAAUAUUAACAAAUAAAACUAAUGAAUCAUGUAAUAACACUGUAACAAAUGCAACAUGUAAUUGAAUCUUGUUGUUAUUAAUAGUAAAGUUGCAAGAAGAUUUUUCAUAUUUAUUAGAGUUUAACAGAAGCUGUGUGAAAUAAAGAAACACUAAUACAAGCAGUGAGUUAAAACAUAUGUAAGUAGGGUGACCAGACGUCCCGAAAAAUUCGGGACAGUCCCCAAAUCUAAGCUGCUGUCCCGAAUCCGAAUUCUGCUCUAAUUGUCUCGAAAAUUAUACUGAAGCAAAAUCUUAAUCCCGAAUCUGCUCUAAUUUCCCCGAAAAUUAUAUUGAUGCAAAAUCUUGAGUAGUUAUUGUCUGACAAAAACAUGCGCAAGGAGUUUGAGCCAUCCUGCAGCCAACCCCCGCCGGCUGCUCAUUGGCUGCAGCAUCUUUGUUUUUUAUAAAAGAUGUAGGCGCGCAUUAAGAUAUGCACUAAGGCACGGAAAUGCUGGCCGCAGUAAAAACCUCCGCUGGCGUCGAGCCUCCACAACCUCGGUAGGCUAUAGCUCAAGUGUGAAUUUAAAGUUGUAUUGUUUCUAUUAAUUUAUCUAAUUCGUCUAUAUGCAUAAAGACAAUAUGAGCUUUUUGUCCUCCUUUUGUUUUAUAGGGUAGAUUAAGAGAGUGAAAGUUACAGCAGCCGCGACGACAGUUGAAAGUGCAGGCAGUGACAGUCAGUCGCUUGAAGGAGUCAGAUUGGUUGAGGGCGAGGCACUGUGUUAAAAAAACUACUUCUAUGUAUAUGCAUAUGUACUUAUAUUAAUAAAAAUAUGAUUGGUUCAGUAACUUCAGUUUGAAAUUCAUUGUCUUUUAAAAGUACAUUAAAUAAAGAAAACUAUUGGAUGAUCUAACUGUUAUUCUAUGAAGUAUAAUACUUCUAUAGCCUACAUAUUAUAUCAAUUUAUUUAUAUCCAUAUGUACUUAUUAAUAUGAUUGGUUCAGUUUGAAAUUCAAUUAUUAAAUAAAAUGAAUAAAUAAAACUAUUAUUGGAUGAUCCGCAAACCAAACCAAACCCCCCAAACCCAUCAACCACCCCCCCCCCCCAUGACGUCUGCCCCCCCGCCCCGAAUUUCAGUCAAUCUCAUCUGGUCACCCUAUAUGUAAAGAUGUCUUUGCAUUUUCCGCAGUAUCUGUGAUCAGUAUUGUCGUCUUAAAUUCACUACAGAAGAGUUUUUACUGACACUUUAAAACAUGUUUUUAUUCGCAGUGAGGAGUGUAAUAAUGUGUUAUAGUGGGAAUAGUGUCUUAACAUUUACACAUAUGUACAUAGUGUAUGUCUGAUUGCAUAUGAUAGAUAUGAUUUGUAAACAGUUAAGAGUUUAUAUUCUGUUGUAUAGUAAGAGAUAUUUUGUAUAUUUAGUUUGUAUUGUAGACUUUAAUCUUUAUCACUCAAUGUUAACAGUGUUGAGUAUAAUGUCACUGGAUUCUCAUGCAUUGUUUUGAUGUGUGUUCAAAGUUAUUUUAAUGUGAACAUCAUUUAAAUAAAGUCCAGCUUUAAAACAC
Messenger RNA from Paramisgurnus dabryanus, 3636 nucleotides. RefSeq names its product long-chain fatty acid transport protein 6. Gene Ontology annotation, biological process: long-chain fatty acid import into cell; long-chain fatty acid metabolic process. Gene Ontology annotation, molecular function: long-chain fatty acid-CoA ligase activity; long-chain fatty acid transmembrane transporter activity. Lineage: Eukaryota; Metazoa; Chordata; Actinopteri; Cypriniformes; Cobitidae. Gene Ontology annotation, cellular component: plasma membrane; endoplasmic reticulum membrane. The record is from RefSeq and is a predicted model, not a curated record.